Onychomys torridus (southern grasshopper mouse) is the source of this 1044-nucleotide messenger RNA. RefSeq names its product microtubule associated protein 1 light chain 3 alpha (gene Map1lc3a). The transcript has 4 exons. NCBI's taxonomy places the organism in Eukaryota, Metazoa, Chordata, Mammalia, Rodentia, Cricetidae. Gene Ontology annotation, molecular function: ubiquitin protein ligase binding. The record is from RefSeq and is a predicted model, not a curated record. The coding region runs from base 239 to 604 and encodes 121 amino acids. Gene Ontology annotation, biological process: autophagy of mitochondrion; autophagosome assembly; macroautophagy. Gene Ontology annotation, cellular component: autophagosome; cytosol; autophagosome membrane.
CGAGCAGGCGGGUUUUCCGUCGGCCCAAUGGGAGCGGCGCGCCGGCCUCCCCUUUAAGGAAUGUUGUGACCUGACGUCACCCAGGCGAGUUACCUCCCGCAGCCGCCACCGCCAGGCUCAGCGCGAGCCCUGCAGCCCUUGAGCUCGAGCCCCGGAGCCCCCGGCGCACCAAACCGCAGCCACAUCCCUGAGCCGCGCGCCCCGGAGCCCCGGCUGCGCGCUCCGCCGGGCCCGCGCCAUGCCCUCCGACCGGCCUUUCAAGCAGCGGCGCAGCUUCGCCGACCGCUGUAAGGAGGUGCAGCAGAUCCGCGACCAGCACCCCAGCAAGAUCCCGGUGAUCAUCGAGCGCUACAAGGGUGAGAAGCAGCUGCCUGUCCUGGAUAAGACCAAGUUUCUGGUCCCAGACCAUGUUAACAUGAGCGAGUUGGUCAAGAUCAUCCGGCGCCGCCUGCAGCUCAACCCCACGCAGGCCUUCUUCCUGCUGGUGAACCAGCACAGCAUGGUGAGCGUGUCCACGCCCAUCGCUGACAUCUAUGAACAGGAGAAGGAUGAAGACGGAUUCCUCUACAUGGUCUAUGCCUCCCAAGAAACCUUUGGCUUCUGAGUCAGGAGUGGGGGUGGGGGUGGUUGGGAAUUCUGGUCAGGCUCUCUCCAGGGAGGUCCUGGCUCCUAAACUGAGCUAUUUCAGUCCCCAGUGGGUUAGGCAGAGAUGUGAACCUUCCCCCCCCCCCCUUUGCCCAGAUAGGGGACACCAGCCAGCCUACCAUGCCCUGGGUCCUGGGCCAGUCACGUAAGGGUAGCUCCUCUGGGUGCUGGCCAGGUUGGGAGUGGGUGGGGAGCAGCACCCCUGCUCUGUGUGGUUUGUAUUUUUUUUUUAAGCCCCUUGCCUGUCUGCAAACCUGUCCCUCAUUCACCUGAGGCUUUUGCCUCCUGCCAGGACCUGCCCACCCCUGAAAGGCUGGCUCCCCUUGUCCUGACAUGGUAUAUGGAUCUGUGGUAAUUUCUUCAGCAGAAUAAAGAUUGCUCAGGCCUGCCUGGCCCUUU